This is a messenger RNA of Hevea brasiliensis (rubber tree), 3291 nucleotides long. RefSeq names its product golgin candidate 5. NCBI's taxonomy places the organism in Eukaryota, Viridiplantae, Streptophyta, Magnoliopsida, Malpighiales, Euphorbiaceae. The record is from RefSeq and is a predicted model, not a curated record. The transcript has 20 exons. Bases 204 to 3044 code for a protein of 946 amino acids.
UGCGGAUGACUCAGAUCGACCCUGGGUUGUCAAUUUCUAGACCGAACUUAACCAUCUGUGACUCUUCCCUAAAAAUCACUACGAGAUAAAUUAUCAAUUGCUCAACCAAAAACAGAGGGAGGGAAACACCCCAGCUAUGCUUGGAAUCCAACACAAGGGGUAUUGAUAUUGGAUUGAGUUCUUGAAUUGGUUGCGCUUAAGAGAUGGCAUGGUUUAGCGGGAAGGUUUCCUUGGGGAACUUCCCGGAUCUUGCUGGUGCGGUGAAUAAGCUAAGCGAGAGCGUCAAGAAUAUCGAGAAGAAUUUUGAUAGCGCUCUUGGGUUGGAGGAGAAGUCCGAGUCUAGCAGCGAAGGACUAUGGCCUGUUAUGUCCUUUAUGGGAAACAAAAGCGAGGAUACUGAAUCUUCCGCAAAAAUUGGAUCUCCUCAGAAAUCAUCUACAGUUGACGAAAAUGUGGCUCAAGAUUCUGCUACCGAACAACCUACAGUUGAAAAAGAAAAUCAAUUGCUCAUAAAUGAAAAAGAAGAGCAUCCGGAGAUUGCAGAAAAAGUUGAUGCUGUGAUUUUAGACCCAGUCAAACCCGAGUCUGAAUCACAAUCUGUAGAUGUUGAACCUCGUGAACCUGUUCUUCAUGAUGUUACGACAGUGGAUUCAGUUGACACUCUGCAGAAGGAGAUCUUAGAAGUGGGGCCUGCUGAAAAUUCAGAGUCAUUGGAUGUCAAGACAGGGUUUGUCCAAGUUGAUCGGGAUGAGGAUGAUACUGUUGUGCUUGAUGAGUCAUAUACAGUUUUUGAUAGGCAUGAGAGCAAAGAUGAACAUAAGAUGCAAAAAGAGGAGGUUAUAAAAAAAGGUUCUUCUGUUCUGGCUGAAAUCCCAAAUGAUGCCCAAAUUGAGACGUCAAGUGAUACUCAAGCUGGAGUUGCAGUUAGUCAAUCUGGUUCGCCAGUCAGUGCUGAAGAGACACAGAUAGCUCGUGAAAUUUCUUUCCCAACCGCAGUUCCCUCAGAUGAGGUUCCUGAUAUGGUUCCUGAAAGAGUUUCUGAUGAAAAUGAUGUGAAUGUCAAGACAGUUGGCGAGGUCAGGCAAGUCAAUGAUGGUGAGAUUGAUACUAAAGAGCAACGCUUGAGUUCAGCAUCAAAUGUGUCUGACUCCUUAGAUUCAGUGGUUGAAUUAGAAAAGGUGAGGAUGGAGAUGAAAAUGAUGGAAACUGCAUUGCAAGGUGCUGCAAGGCAAGCUCAGGCAAAGGCUGAUGAGAUUGCAAAGUUGAUGAAUGAAAAUGAGCAUCUGAAAGCUGUGAUUGACAAUUUGAAGAGAAAAUCUAAUGAUGCUGAAAUUGAGUCAUUAAGAGAGGAAUACCAUCAAAGGGCUGCAACCCUUGAAAGAAAGGUUUAUGCUCUUACAAAGGAAAGGGAUACACUCCGGAGAGAGCAGAAUAAGAAAAGUGAUGCAGCUGUUCUUUUGAAGGAAAAAGAUGAAAUUAUCAGUCAGGUUAUGGCUGAAGGUGAAGAGCUUUCAAAGAAGCAGGCUGCUCAAGAGUCUACAAUGAGGAAAUUGAGGGCUCAGAUUAGAGAGCUUGAAGAGGAGAAGAAAGGCUUGAUGACCAAACUUCAGGUGGAAGAGAAUAAAGUAGAGAGUAUCAAGAAGGACAAGACAGCUACUGAAAAGUUGCUGCAAGAGACAAUAGAAAAACACCAAGCAGAACUUGCAGGGCAGAAAGAGUAUUAUACAAAUGCUUUGACUGCGGCCAAGGAGGCUGAAGCAUUAGCAGAGGCACGUGCCAAUAGUGAAGCCAGAACUGAAUUGGAGAGUCGUUUGAGAGAGGCUGAGGAGCGUGAGAGUAUGCUAGUUCAGGCACUUGAAGAAUUAAGACAAACUUUGAGUAGAAAGGAGCAGCAGGCUGUUUUUAGAGAAGACAUGCUUCAGAGGGACAUUGAAGACCUUCAAAAACGUUAUCAAGCAAGUGAGCGCCGGUGUGAGGAGUUGGUUACUCAAGUUCCUGAAUCUACAAGACCUCUUCUAAGGCAGAUAGAAGCAAUGCAGGAAACAAUGGCCAGGAGGGCUGAAGCUUGGUCUGCUGUGGAGAGAUCUCUAAAUUCUCGACUCCAGGAGGCAGAAGCCAAAUCUGCAACUGCUGAGGAAAGAGAGCGAUCUGUGGUUGAACGCUUGUCACAAACCUUAUCUCGAAUUGGUGUUCUGGAAGCUCAGAUUUCAUGUCUCAGAGCAGAGCAGAUGCAGUUAAGUAAGUCCCUUGAAAAAGAGAGACAGAGAGCAGCUGAAAAUAGGCAGGAAUACCUUGCAGCCAAGGAGGAAGCUGACACUCAAGAAGGUCGUGUGAACCAACUUGAAGGGGAAAUUAAAGAACUCAGGCAGAAACACAAGCAAGAGUUGCAUGAUGCCCUGAUGCACAGGGAGCUUCUACAGCAGGAAAUUGAAAGGGAAAAAGCAGCUCGGUUGGAUCUGGAAAAGACAGCGAGUAUUCAUUCUACUGCUGCAUCUGAUCAAAGUGCCACAGCAAAGAGCAAUUCUGGUUUUGAGAAUGGAAACUUGAACCGAAAGCUUUUAAGUGCUAGCAGCUUAGGCAGCAUGGAGGAGAGCUACUUUCUGCAAGCAUCUUUGGACACAUUUGACAGUUUCUCUGAGAGAAGAAUUCCCGGAGAGGCAACGAUGAGCCCUUACUACAUGAAGAGUAUGACACCUAGUGCUUUUGAAGCUGCUCUUCGUCAGAAAGAAGGCGAACUUGCAUCUUACAUGUCUCGUUUGACAUCUAUGGAAUCAAUACGAGACUCUCUUGCAGAGGAGUUGGUCAAAAUGACAGCACAGUGUGAGAAGUUGCGGACAGAGUCUGCCUUGUUGCCUGGCAUUCGAGCAGAACUAGAAGCACUAAGGCGGAGGCACUCAGCUGCACUGGAGUUAAUGGGUGAACGUGAUGAGGAGUUGGAGGAACUUCGUGCUGAUAUUGUAGACUUGAAAGAAAUGUAUAGAGAGCAAGUAAACUUGCUUGUGAAUAAGAUCCAAAUAAUGAGUUCAUCUGUGGGCGGUACCUAAUAAGAUGACUUUGACAGAUUUUACCAACUUAUUGGGAAGUCAUGGUAUAGUUUAUUGUACAUUUAGUAGAUCCAAUUGAUCAUUCAAGAGUUUUUCCUCUAUACUCUGUAUGAAUUUAGUUUGUUCAUGUGUUUUGACUGGAGAUAUUCAGAGCGUAUAUUUUUGUCGGGAACAUGAAAUGUAUUGUAAUUUUGCUGAUAUGUUGUACAGAAGAAAUCAAUCUGAACAGGACAUUUGUUUUCCGACA